Messenger RNA from Paramecium octaurelia, 501 nucleotides. The record is from the annotation of a GenBank genome assembly. Lineage: Eukaryota; Ciliophora; Oligohymenophorea; Peniculida; Parameciidae.
AAAUGUACUUUUUGGAUGACUCUAAAAGUAUGUAUUCACUAACAAUAAUAGGAAUCUAGGAAUUGGAAUGGGAUUUCUCACUGUCAGUCUUCUGCUCUUCAUUCUAGGCAUAAUGUUUUUCUUGGACAGAGCACUCAUAGUCAUGGGCAAUUUAUCAUUUUUAAUAGGAUUGUGCUUGCUUAUUGGAAUUAAAAGCACAUUGCAUUUCUUCUUGAAAAAAGGUAAGAAGUUUUAAUAAACAAAGGCAAAUUGAAGGGGAGUAUUUUCUUCUUUUUAGGAUUCUUUGUAACCAUUAUAUUCAAGCUCACCAUCAUUGGAUUUCCAUUAUAAAUUUAUGGUCUGUUUCAAAUGUUCAAAUCAUUUUUACCCUUUCUAUAUGAUAGUGCAACCAAGUUCCCCGUCAUCGGUAGAUAUUUAAGUAUUUAAAUUUAAUAUGAUAAAGGAAAUCCUUAAUUAAAAAAAAUGGUUGAUGAAGUCUCAGCAAAAGGUCCAUCAGUCUGA